Eriocheir sinensis (Chinese mitten crab) is the source of this 7972-nucleotide messenger RNA. RefSeq names its product guanylate cyclase 32E-like. The transcript is spliced from 24 exons. Gene Ontology annotation, biological process: protein phosphorylation; cGMP biosynthetic process; receptor guanylyl cyclase signaling pathway. Gene Ontology annotation, molecular function: protein kinase activity; peptide receptor activity; guanylate cyclase activity. The coding region runs from base 3109 to 7563 and encodes 1484 amino acids. The record is from RefSeq and is a predicted model, not a curated record. Lineage: Eukaryota; Metazoa; Arthropoda; Malacostraca; Decapoda; Varunidae.
GCCAGCGUUCAGAGGGGAAGGACGUGUGUUCCAGGGCACUUUCAGUCACUCUCUCUCACACCUCCGCCACCACCACCACCACCACCACCAGGACCGAAGCGUACUGUGCAUCAUGACAUAGAAGGCUGAGUAAGAGAGGCAGGCAGUCAGGAUGGAGAUGCUGGAGCCGCUGGUGCUGCUGGCUGCCCUCAUGCUGCUGGUGUUGAUCAUCGCUGUCACACAAGUGCUUCUCGACAGCAACCUCUUUCUCAGCAGCAUAGAGCAAGCACGCUGAUCUACCAACACGCCACCUAGCACCUGCCAGCACUAUACCGCCUCGUUUAAGCACCUCUUCACCGCUAAGGCUACAUAAAAGCACUGAAUUGGCUAUAUAAGUGGUCUACAGGAAUACCGUCAACAGUUUUGUCUCGGUUCAAGCCAACCAACACUUCCCAGCACCUUUUCAAGCACUAUCGUAAGUCAUAAGCACCUCUUCACCGCUAAAGCCACAGAAAAGCACUUAACCUCAGGAGACGUCAAAGCCAUAUUGUCAGCACUCGUCUAGCACCUUACAGUACCUUUUUCAAGCACUUUAUGGUUUUUCGUAGCACUUUUCAAUUGCUUACGAUUUACAUAAGCAUUUUAAGCACCUAUUCGAGACUCCCACAAGCAUAUUAUCAGCACAAGCGCAAUUCAGCCCCAUUUUUAAGCACCGCAAUCACUCAGGGUAUUCUUAAAGGUCAUCAGUGCAAGCAGAUUUUCGCUUAAACCCACAACAAGCACUCAGACAUUACUCCAGGACUACAAUAGCUUCAAAACACGACGUAAGUUUCAUACUAGCACUCAGGCAUGAGCACUUUCUUACAAGCCGUUCAGCGCAACCUUAAUCAGCCGUCAGCACCCUUAAACUGCAUUCAAGAUUACUGGUUUGAUUAAUGCAGGGAAUUGAAUGAUAAGAACUAAUAUUAAUACUACGUUGAUUAUAAAAAAAAACUACAUUCCCGGGUACACACAUUCACACACACACACACACACACACACACACACACACACCCACACACACACACACAUACAAUUUUCCACACCGAAUUCUUUGACAAAUAGAACGCUUUACACAACGAAAUCGCGCGUGCAAAAUUUAUACCCAACUUUAGGAGAAUCAUACGACAAAAUGUGAGGAAAUUCCGUGCAGUACGAAGCUGAUUCCGUCUUGGGAAAAUGCAAAUAAGCGCGAGCAGAUAAGUGAACUAUGAAUACACCCUCGCACUCGCACGUUUAGAGAAAGUGUUGACCUCGAGGAAGGAUGAAAAGAAUUAUUAAUAGAGUGACACAGCAAAUGAAAAGCAAAGAAACGUGCCUGAGCGUUAAUUUACGAGGCACGAGAUGAAAUGAAAGGCCGCCAGACCCUGAGACUUGGAGAAAAAUAUGACGGGGGAAGAUGAAGAAAUACCGGAUAUCCUGGUCAGGACGAAAAUGACUUCUGAAAACUUUUAAACACUGUGGAAAUAGUUGAGGGAACUGCAAUAAUCUGAAGAAAUAUUGUGGUGAGAGGAAGACAUAAAUAUUAAACUUGUAAAAUAUAAUAAUGUUCUUUGUGGGGAGUGAAGUGAAAUAUUAAUCUUAACAGGAAAAUUUUGAGGAAGCUGCAAUAAUUUGAUGAAAUAUUGUGGUGAGAAGAAAAUCAUAAAUAUUAGACUUGAAAAAUAUAAUGUUCUUUGUAGCGAGUGAAGGAAAUACAAAUCUGAACAGGAAAAUGAACAUAGAAAAGGAAAACUGAAUUAUUAUGUCAUGAAAAAAAUUAUAACCUAAGAAAAUAGUGGUGAAAGGGAAACCAUUAAUAUUAGACUUGAGAAAUAUAAUAAUCUUUGCAGUGAGUGAAGGGAAUACAAAUCUGAAUGGGAAAAUUAACAUAGAAAAGAAAAACAGAAUUAUUAAGUCCUGAAAAAAAAUAUAACCUGAGAAAAUAUUGUGGUGAAAGGGAAACCAUUAAUAUUACACUUGAAAAAUAUAAUCACCUCUGUAGCGAAUGAAGGAAAUACAAAUCUAAACAGGAAAAUUAACACAGGAAAGAAAAACAGAAUAUGAAAUGCUGAUAAAAAUAAGUCUGAGAAAAUAUUGUGGUGAAAGGGAAACCAUAAAUAUUAGACUUAGAAAAUAUAAUAAUGUCUGUAACGAGUGAAAUAAAUGGAAAAUUGGACAGGAAAAUUAAAACAGAAAAGAAAAACUGAAUUAUUAAAAGCUGGAAAAUAUAAUAAGUGAAAAAACAUAAAUAUUAGACUGAAAAAAAGUACAUAAUAAUCUUUGCAGCGAGCGAAAUAAAUGGAAAACUCAACAGGAAAAUUAGCACAGAAAAGAAAAACUGAAUUAUGAAAACCUGAAAAAUAUAAUAACUGAAAAAACAUAUAUUAGACUGAAAAAAAAAUACAUAAUAAUCUUUGUAGCGAGCGAAAUAAAUGCAAAUCUGAACAAGAAAAUUAACAAAGAAAAAAAAACAUAAUUAUCAACUGCUAAAAAUUAAUAAAUGGGUUAAAGAGAUCAAGUAAUUCUUCAACAGGGACAAAUUACAGAAAAAAAAUGUGUAAUCUUGAAAGAACUUAAUUAAAAAAAGCUGGACUAACAUUAUGAAGCGAGAGGACCUGUGAAUUUAGAGCAAGAAGGAUUUAAAAUGAAUUGUACGUUACUUUUAAAAGAAAAAUAGUGAAAAAAACAGUAAACAAAUUCAGCAAAGAAGUAAAAAAAUAAAAAAAGGUAAAGGCUAUCCAAGAAAUAUAUAUAAAAAAAUCAAGUGACCUAAUUACACUUUAAAAGGAAAAAAAAAACUACAUAUCAGAGGAGUGACGGAAAGUAAUAGAGGAGAGGGAAAGAGAGAGAGAGAGAGAGAGGGAGAGGGAGUGAGAAAACGAGGAGAGGAAGGAAGGAAAGAAGAAAAAAAAGUGAGUGAGUGAGUGAGUGAGAGAAAAAGUGAGGAAAAACUUCUAAUAAGCCUUCCAACUGGAUUUUACACUUUCAAAAUGAGACGAAGGGGGGACAGAACCCCUCCCAGAACAACCUCCUGACCCAUCCACCAACCUAAGCAAACCCACCACAAACCUCACCCAACGACAAGACCGCAACCACAACCCAACGAAAAUGUGGUGCGGUGGAGGUGAGGUUUUGGUUGUGGUGGUGGUGGUGGUGCUGGAGGUGGUGGUAGUGGACUCCUGGACACCAUAUAAGGAAGGUCACGCCACCCCCACGCUCUCAACUGAAGGAUCCCAAGCUGUAGGAUCUCAGGGGGUAUCCUAUGGGAGUCCUGUGAGGAUAAGGAGUCAUCGUCACUCACACUCCUUCUCCUCCUCACCCUCGAAGCUACUACACACGUUCUCCUCCUCCUCCUCCUCUUCAUCUUCCUCGUUCUCUGGCAAGCAUACUCCUUACUCCUCCUCUUACUCGCCAAUAUCCUCCUCUUCCUCUUUUAAUGAACCCCAAACGUCCUCCUCCUCGUCCUCUUCCUCCUCCUCCUCCUCCUUCUCCCUCACAAGUUCAGAUCUUCCCCCUGAGAAACACGCUGCCUCCAACCUACCCCAAGUCUCCCCCAACACAAUUAGUGACGCUAACGAGCCCCAAUUCCCAGCCAGUCACCCCCAAGAGAGGUACUCCCCCUCCAGAACCUCCCUCCUGCACCUGGGUAUGGAGGAAGGGAGACGAGAGGAGGGAAGGAGGAUAGGGAGAGGUACUGGAGUCAUCGAGGAAGGAGAAGCUAGCAUGGGAAUAGGAGGUACAGAAGGACAAGGAGGAGGAGGAGGAGGAAAUGAGAGUGGGGCUAGAGGUACUGAAGGAGCAGGAGGAGGACUAGGAGGAGAUAAUUGUAGCCAGAAGCAGCAGGAGACGUCAAAGGAGAGUCACAGUCGCUUCGUCAACAACUACCUGACGAGGCCAUUUGACAGGAGGAAAGUUAACAUUACCAUCGGCCUCCUCUCCUCCUUCAAGUUUAAUAAGUUGGCUUUGGGGGCAUUACCAGUGGCAAUAGAGGACGUCAACAGGGACCCCAACCUCCUGCCUGGCCGGAGACUUCAGUACCAGGUGGCGGACGUCGGGCACAGCGGCUCCGAUGCCCUCGCCGCGCUCUCCAUCAGGCGCAUGACCAUGAUGAGGGACGCCGGCCUGCUCGCGUUCAUUGGGCCUGAUGAUAACUGUGCGAAUGAGGCGCUGGUGGCAGCCGCGUGGAACCUGCCCAUGAUAACUUACCGCUGUGGGGACCAUCACGUGGGAAACAAAACCAAGUACUACACGGUUGCACGCACCACGCCGCCCGCUACCAAGAUCGUCAAGGCCCUCAUCUCUCUUAUGCUCGAGUACCGAUGGAAUCAAUUCGUCCUUCUCACCGAGCAGGCCACCACCUUUGAGCAAAUAAGUGAUGCUGUACAGAGCUUCGCGCACCACCACGGCAUGCACCUCAUCGCCCAGUUCAGCGUUCCCUAUGACUACACGACGAGGCGGUACAACGACAUGCAGAAAUUGGUACAUCGGAGCCUUCAGCAAACCCGCGUGUACGUGGUGGUGGCGUCCUAUGAGGUGCAGUGGGACCUGGUGCUGGCGUUGAGGGAGGCUGCGGGGCCCCUGCUGUCCCAUUACGUGGUGUUGACGAUUGAUGACGAGAAAUACCUGGGCACCAACACCUCCCACGGCAUGCGGAUCCCGGGGAAGCAGGCGGUGGACAUGUCGGAGGAGGUGACAGAGAGGAUUUAUCACGGCUUCCGAGCGGUCCUGAAAAUCACUCCCACGCAUCCCACCAACUCCAAGUACAGAAAAUUUGAGAGGAAAGUUCUGAACCGCAUCAAACAGCAUCCUUUUUGUCUGCCUUACAACCCAAGCAUCUACAGGUAUAUUGAGGUACCCAUCUUCGCAGCACACCUGUACGACGCGGUAAUGAUGUACGCCCAGGUGCUUAACGAUACCUUAGCGGACCCGAACGCGGACCCGGCCAACGGAACGCACAUUCUCUCGCUCAUCCGUAACCGAGCCUUCCAGUCCAUCCAGGGGCCGAAGGUACACAUGGACGAGAACGGGGACGCGGAGGGCACCUAUUCUCUCCUCAGGGUGGCGCGUCUCGGCCCCCGCCACUCGCCUCCUCUCGGUUGGCGCCAGGUGGGACAGUUCCAGUUCCACGAUCGACUCCCCGCUACCCACCCCAAGGACAAUCUGCCGACCCUGAAGCUUCAGUCGCCCAUCACGUGGCUCGGGGACGCACCUCCGAGGGAUGAGCCCCCCUGUGGGUUUCGUCAGGAGAAAUGUCACUACGAUUGGUACCCGUUGGUGAUCGGCCUGGUGGUGAGCCUGGUGAUCCUGGUGGCCGCCCUCUUCCUGGUCAGGCACUACCGCUACGAACACAAGCUGGCGUGUCUGCUGUGGAAGAUUGACAUGCGAGAAGUGAGAAUUAUUAACCCCGAGAUCUGCGCAAGCUCGGAUAACCACACCAAUAACAACACGAUUCCAGUAACAAGACAAAGCAUGCGAGGAGGAGGAGGAAGUGGAGGCGGUGGAGGCAGUGGAGGUGGUAGCCGUCGUGGAGGAGGCGGAAAAGGAGGAGCAAAUACGGGGGAGGUGACAUGUGAGGUUCCCCGGGUUGCCUACUGUCCCAUGGGGGUGUACCGGGGUAACCUUGUUGCUCUGAAGCAUGUGAAGAGGCGCUCCGUGGACCUGACUCGUGCCAUAAGGAAAGAAUUAAAGCAGAUGCGAGAGGUGCGACACGAGAACUUGGCUGUCUUCGUGGGGGCGUGCGUGGAGGCCGGGGGAGUGGUGGUGCUCACAACCUACUGCGCGCGCGGCUCCCUUCACGACGUGCUGAUGAACGAUGACCUACCCCAGGAUGACCUCUUCGGCGCCUCCCUCGUCGCGGAUCUCAUUAAGGCCAUGAUCUUCCUCCACGACAGCGAGAUCGUGUCCCAUGGCAGGCUUCGCUCGUCCAACUGCCUCGUGGACUCGCGCUGGGUGUUGCAGGUUGCGGACUACGGCCUGCACGAGUUCAAAGCCACAACAGAGCAGGAGGUGGACCCACGCAAGAGGCUUUGGACGGCCCCGGAACUCCUGCAGGACCCCUCGGCGCAUCCUAGGGGCACACCGAAGGGGGACGUGUAUUCCUUUGGGGUUAUCCUAUACGAGGUGGUGGGGCGCAAAGGACCCUGGGGACCGCUCCUGCCGAAACUAGGGCCGCUGGAGAUCCUUCGUCAAGUGUGCGAGGAGGGUCUUCGGCCGCCGCUAGAGGGCAUGAAGGCGGCGGAGUACGUGGUGGGGUGCCUGAGGGAGUGUUGGAACCCACUACCUGAGGAGCGACCUGACUUUAAGGGCGUCAGACUCAAACUUAAGGAGAUGCAAGCGGGACUGAAGCUGAACAUCGUGGACAACAUGCUGGCUAUGUUGGAGAAGUACGCCUACAACCUGGAGGGGAAGGUGCAGGAGAGGACGAAGCAGCUGCUGGAGGAGAAGAAGAAGACGGAGAUACUACUACUCAGGAUGCUGCCCAAAUCAGUGGCGGAGUCUCUCAAGAGGGGAGAGCAAGUGUCACCCGAGAGCUACGACAACGUGACGAUCUACUUCAGUGACAUUGUUGGCUUUACUUUACUAUCGGCCCAGUCAACGCCCCUGCAGAUGGUGAACAUGCUGAACGAACUAUACACCUGCUUUGACGCUAUUAUAGGCUACUACGACGUGUACAAGGUGGAAACUAUUGGGGACGCCUACAUGGUGGUUUCUGGGCUGCCUAUAAGCAACGGUAACAGACACGCCGCCGAGAUCGCGUCCAUGGCCCUCAAGCUGCUCUCGGCCGUGAAGGUGUUCAGGAUAAGACACAGGCCGGGCGACACGCUGAAGCUACGCAUUGGGAUACAUAGCGGGCCGUGUGUGGCGGGGGUGGUGGGUCUGACCAUGCCCCGAUACUGCCUCUUCGGGGACACUGUCAACACGGCUUCGCGCAUGGAGUCAACGGGCGAGGAGCUGCGAAUUCACACGUCCCAGGCCCACAAGGAUAUGCUGGACAAACUAGGCGGCUACGUGCUGGUGAAGCGUGGCCUUACCUACGUCAAGGGCAAGGGUCAAAUGAUCACCUGGUGGCUGGUGGGUGAGGCUGAGGGGGAGGAGGAGGACCAGGCAACCACUUCCACCACAACCACCACCUCCACGACAGCCACCACCCCAACCACCACCACAACCAUUACCUCCAUCUCCCCCAACGCUCUCACCCCCUCCACCUCCACCCCAACCACCCCUAACAUUAAGCUCUCCCCCUCCUUCACGAAUGGUCCGACCCACUCCACAUCUCCCCUCCCCCCACGGUCACCCCUUCCACAAUCACCCCACUCCCCUCAUCCGUCUCAUAACCCCCCUCAUUCCCCCCUCCCAUGGUCCCCUCACCCUAUCUACCCCUCCUACUCACCCAUCCAGCACUCCCCACCGUCCCCCAUCGCUAAUCAUCUCCCCCAUUCACCUCUCCCCCAUUCCUCUCACUCCCCACAGUUUCCCCAUCUCUCUCUCACCCCAAAAGUCAACCCCCCAUCUUCCCCCACCCCAUCUAGCUCCCACUCCCAUUACCCAUCAUCGCCUCUCUAAUCUCCCCAUCUCCCCCAUCAUUAUCACCAUUUCUCCACCCUUCACCCCAAUCGCCACGCCAUCGCCAUAAUGUCAAGUAACCAAUCCACAUUCAUCAUAUCAUCGCUAAUAAUGAUAAUAAUGAAGAAUAUAUAUAAUUAGUGUAUUCAUAAACAUUGUCUAUAUAUAUUUAUUUAUUUACGUGCUCUUGAUCUAUAAGUGUUUGUUUGUAUAUGUUGUAAUAAGAGAGAGAGAGAGAGAGAGAGAGAGAGAGAGAGAGAGAGAGAGAGAGAGAAUAUGUAUGUAUGUAUGUAUGUGUGUGUUUUUUUAUGUAUGUAUGUAUGUAUGAGGGUAUAUAUAAUCCACACACACACACACACACACACACACACACACACACACACACACACACACCAUCAUGUUAAUUAAC